This is a messenger RNA of Solenopsis invicta (red fire ant), 769 nucleotides long. RefSeq names its product small VCP/p97-interacting protein (gene Svip). The transcript has 3 exons. Lineage: Eukaryota; Metazoa; Arthropoda; Insecta; Hymenoptera; Formicidae. Gene Ontology annotation, biological process: positive regulation of autophagy; negative regulation of retrograde protein transport, ER to cytosol; negative regulation of VCP-NPL4-UFD1 AAA ATPase complex assembly. Gene Ontology annotation, cellular component: endoplasmic reticulum membrane. Bases 150 to 398 code for a protein of 82 amino acids. The record is from RefSeq and is a predicted model, not a curated record.
GCUCAUACAUAUGGCCGUCAGCCGUCCGCUAUUGUUGACGACAGCCAUUGCUUGGAUCUGUCAUACGCACGCCGCCCGCUCGUUGAUCCAAUUUAACGGCGACGUUUCCAGCAACGAUUGCGUACGUUUCGUACGGGUAACGAUUCAGCAUGGGCAACUGUUGUGCGUCCUGCUACAAGGGACAGUCGUCGUACGAAGAUCUCACUCCCGAUCGGGAAACUAUACGCAGGAAACAGGCGGAAGCGGCUGAGAAGAGGAUAGCGGAACAGCAGCAACGAGGUAUAAAGGACGUAGAGUCCGUCAAGAGGCAGCAGCGACGCGCGUUGGAGCUCGAGAAGCGGGAACAGGAGGCUGCUGCCAGUGGCACGCAGCCUACGCUCCGGUGGCAGGUGCAAUAAACGUGUCGAAGGAUUGGGCUCUAUGUUUUCUGAUUGGGAAGGUAUAAGUAUUCUAUAUAACACUUGGCUGACCAAAAUGGAGAUAGACCUAACGUUACCAGUGAUGCUGUUAUAGUCACACAAGUGCACUCUUAUUUUGUAUAAUUUACACAGAAUUAUGAGAAUAAGCAUUAAAUGAAUUUAAUUUAACGAGAUACGUCAGCUGAAAUCGAACGAUCGAUACUAAGGUUCGUUUCCAGCUGAUGUAUAUUUUUUAUCAUAGUUUAUAUGUAAGUUUAUAUAUGUAUAUACAUUAAUUGUGCAUACUUUAAAAUAUAAUACGAAUGAUGUUGAUGCGAAUGUUGAAAUUUUGCAUCAUGUUUGAAGCUUAA